This is a messenger RNA of Lodderomyces parapsilosis, 1392 nucleotides long. RefSeq names its product Bud22p (gene BUD22). Gene Ontology annotation, cellular component: nucleus; 90S preribosome. The coding region runs from base 1 to 1392 and encodes 463 amino acids. The transcript has a single exon. Gene Ontology annotation, biological process: maturation of SSU-rRNA. The record is from RefSeq and is a predicted model, not a curated record. NCBI's taxonomy places the organism in Eukaryota, Fungi, Ascomycota, Pichiomycetes, Serinales, Debaryomycetaceae.
AUGAAACACACCAAUCAAAUGUGGAAAUUGGACUUGCUAGAAGCAAAGUUCGAAGAUGUUCCUCCUAGGUAUCCUCAUACAAAGAAAUUGCUUUUUGCAUUGAACCAUAAGAACAAGUUGGCAAAGAAACUACCGACAAACAAGCAAGAAGCACAAGCAGAGAUCAAGACACUCAAAACUCGAUACUUUGAGCAAAAAUACCACUCAGCUUAUAUUAAAUUGGAAAAAGAAACUAAAAGAUACGUUAAACAAAAGAAAGCUCCUGACGUGUUUAACCAAAAUGAUUUCAUAAGCCAAUUGAUAACUGCAAAAUUGAUCAAAUGCAUCACAUCGACGAUAUUGUUGACCAAACAUUUGAAGACCAAUCCACCAGCGUAUAUUCCCGAAAAUAUUAGCAAGUACAUUUUGGACAAGUCCAGUCCUUUUAAUCCAUCACAUUUUUUUGUUCAAUAUUGUCAAAGUUCUAAAGAGGUAAAUAACUACUGCUCAAAUCUUUGGAAUAGUAAAGCUGUCAAGUCGGUGGUUGAUGAUAUAGAAUGGAGCUUCAGAAUGGUAAGAGGUAAUUUGUCAAAGCAGGAAUUCGAGGAGAGGAGAAAGCAAAAGGGAAGAGCUGCUAAUGAAGACGAUAGCAAUGCAGGUGAUAACACAUCUGAUGAAACUUCCGAAGAGUCAGGGGGUGAGCUAUCAGACGAAGACCAGAUUGCUGCAUUUGACGGAAUGGUGGCAGGAUCUGAUCAAGAAGAAGAAGAUGAUGACGAAGAGAAGGAAAAUGGCCUAGACCCCAACAUCGACUAUAAUGAAGUCACCGAUGAAGAGCCAUCAGAAGCUGCAAGCGGCGAAUCAAGUCACGAUUCAGGUUCCGAAAUAGAUUUGGGUGAUGAUUUUUUCGAAGAAGAGCCACCAAAAAAGAAAUCAAAAGCCAAUCCUGAUUAUAAGUACAAUUUGCCUGAGUUGGCUCAAGGUUACUAUUCGGGUGGUUCUGAUGAUGAAAGUGAUGACAUUGACAACGAUGACGUGGUAAAGUCCAUUACGCAACAACGCAAAAACCGAAGAGGUCAAAGAGCAAGACAAAAAAUAUGGGCUCAGAAAUAUGGCAAAGAAGCAAAACACAUUGUCAAGAAUAUAGAACGGAUUCAAAGUGAAAGGGAAACGAGGCAACGUGAGUACGAGGAAAGGCAACGAAAGAGAGAAUUGAAGGCAAAAUUAUUGGCGGAGAAGCAACAACCCACUGGUGCUAAUACUGAGCCUUUAGGUGAACGUAAAUCUAAAGCGCUGGUUACGCCUCCUCCUGCGGAAGAGAAAAAGAUCCAUCCUUCAUGGGAAGCUAAGAAACUAGCAGAAGAGAAAUUGAAAAACGUUAAAUUCCAAGGUAAGAAAAUCACGUUUGAUUAA